This is a messenger RNA of Porites evermanni, 811 nucleotides long. The record is from the annotation of a GenBank genome assembly. NCBI's taxonomy places the organism in Eukaryota, Metazoa, Cnidaria, Anthozoa, Scleractinia, Poritidae.
AUGGGUGUGUCGGUUGAAGUGUCUGCAAAUAGCGGUAAGUUCUAACUUUGUAGCAUAUUAUUUUUUUCUGGUUAAUAUUUGUUCGUCGUGGUGGAUUGUUUACGGUCAAAAAUUCUCCUAGUCGGCGACUCAAGCUAAAAUCCUCCUAGACCCAAAAGAACGAUGCAAAUUUUCACCAAAAACUUACAUAUACAUUUUUUUAGACUCAGAGUAGGAGUAAGAUAGCGGGGAAAGCGAUUUAGAACUUACAAGUCAUCCAUUCUGUGGCCACCCGAAAGGAAAGGUAUUCGAUUUUUGUUUUUCUACAAGUCAUUGUAUUUUUAAUUAAUUUUAUAUCAACGAAAGUAUCUCGGUGUUGUUUUAUUGGGUAACAUUUUAUAAUUUUCAGGAAGUUCCCCUUGUCGAAAUCUUUUUUGUCCUGUCAGAACACCAAAGAAGCUGAAAAAGGCAUCGAUGAAGUUAGGCACUACUGUAUGCCAUAUAAAAUCUUCAAAAUUUAUUUAAGCUUACUGUAUAUAUAUUGAGCUUAACUAUUACAUUUUUUUUUUUUUAAAGAGGUGGAUAAAGGAGUUGUAGGCAAAGGAAAGAAUAAGACCUGUAGGGUAAAUCUGUCCACUUUAAUUUGACUGUUGUGUACGGUGACGAUAAUAAGCUUAUUUCUAGUGCCUUCAUACUUAGUGUUUUGCUUAAAACAAAUUUAUUUUGCAGGAUGUUCUCCUCGUUUGAAAGUUAUCUCCCAUGGAAACAGAUGUUUCCAUACAGUCCUUUAGCAAAGACGAACCAGCAAAAGAGGUUAAAGGAAAUAGGUACA